UCUGCUUCUGCUGCUGCUGCUGCUGCGGCUAUCGGUCUGUCCCGUCUGAGGCCCGAUGGUGGUGGUGGUGCAGGCUGGAGGCACGCGACGACGAGGAUGGGGAGGCGAGCUUGUUUGACCCGUCUGUGAGAGUCGGGGGGUCGGUUGUUGUUGUUGUUGUGGUGGGGGUGUGGGUGGUGGUGUCACCAUGGACGAACAGAGGCGGGCAAAUGCUCGGCAGAGGGUGGAGAAAAGGCGGGGGAAUGGAUUGCCGAGGGCGCAGGAUGCAGGCGCCGGGCCGCGCAGGUGAUCGCGAGCGAGCGAGGGUAAUUGCCGAUGCCUGGGAGCCGGCGGUGGUGAUGAAAAGGGUUGUCAUGUGAGCGAGCAGAAGGGCAGAAUGAGGGAGAAUACAAGAAGCAUGGCUGCUGCUGCUGCUGCUGCCGCUGCCGCUGCUGCUUCUGCGGCUGCCACCGUUAAGCAUGAAGAACAACAGGCUGAGACUAGUUACCUUGAUUUUAUCUCCCUUCCAAUUAUUCGUCUGGACGAGUUCGACCAGGAUGAGCUUCGACUCUUGGCUCAGUUCUCCGGGCACUUUCCGGAGGCCAGUUUUCAAAAUCUAGUGAUUCCCAAGAUAGAUAGGCGAAUUUUUAAUGAGAGUGCCGGGAGUCGCAGGCAGACUUACGGCAAGUGUUUCGCCAGUAGGCAUUGGAAUUCGGUGCCCGAUAAUGCGGAUGAUACCGGGAAUGAGGAGGAAUACGAACCUGCUCGGAGCAGGGGACGUCUUCGCAAAAAGCAGCAGCGCAAGGUGAAUGUAGCUGAAAAGACCCGGAGCGCGAAGGCUGUGGCGAGGGUCAUUGUGGAGAGGAAAGGAAGGCUUCGCUUAAUGGACUCAGCCCACCAAGGCUUCAGGGGCAGGCCCCGAGUCAGUAACGAAGCACGCGGCCAAAGCAGUGGAGGCCGGAAAGUAUCUUGGAUUCGCAGAAAUAGACCUUCUUCGGCUGCGUCAGAUAGUAGUGAUGACUCCCUAUGGACCGAUUCGGGAGGGAAAGGUACCAGGGCCACUGGUAGCGCAAAGAGGGGUAGACCAAAGAAGCUAGUCCCGAACGAAGUGUCUAAUGAAGACCUUAAGCCGAAUGGAUCAAUCGAUAAUUCUAGGAAGAAACAGAAGCAAGAAAUUGAUAAUCUAGUAGAAGAGGAAUACGAAGAAGAGUUGGGUAGAAGGACAAGAAAGAGAAGAGCCAACACGAAUUAUGCUGUCGGCUCUGGGGUCGUGGAGGGUAGAGGUACUAAACGACGAGGUGAAAGAGGUGCUGUCAUCGGCCGGCAUGGCGAAAUUGACCAAAAGGACGACGGUGGUAGAAUGUAUUUUGGAGAGGAAGAGUUGAUGGACACUCUCACGAAGAUGAAAGGGAAGUGGUCAUCGAGCCAGAUGAAACGGAAGAUAGUCGAUGCUACCGGCUUUCCCAAAGGUUGGACAGUGUUGGUGGGAUUACGGCAUACCAAGGAUGGGCGAGCUUAUUUUGACUAUCGAGAUUGGAGAAGUCCGGAAGGUAGAAUAUGGACUUCUUACAGAGAAGCGGCUGCGUAUCUGAUAUCCACAGUUGGGAAAGAUCCUUGUUUCAAAGGGUUGCCACAUCCAUCGCCUCUCCAAGAAGAUGCUUGUGGACCGAAGACCCUGACCGCGGAUGGAGAAACGAGUCACGAUGCCGUGUGUUCUGAUCGUGAUCAGCCUUUCACCAACGGCACCUCCCUGGUAGCACUCAUGGAAUCUCAGGACGGUCAACCGUACGUGCCUCAGCUAUUCUUUGAGGCGCAGACGGCAGGAGACCUGCAAUUUUUGGAGCGCAGUCUCGAGCAAGACUUGCAAACCUUGGAGCGCCGAGUUUGUGAUGCUAGCAUUGGCAACUCUCAUACCCCAGGAGAUCAUGUAGAUAAGUUUCUCAGAGUCGCCUGCAAAGCAGAUGAAAUGGCAAUCAGCACACAGGCAUUUGGAGGGCAGGUAACGAUCAAGACGGAUCCUUCAACAUGUGGGGCAGAUGGGGAAGGUAGUAGACAGCUUUCGGACUCUGCCGCGAACCUGAAACCCGAAGCUCCGAUUGACAGUAGCGUGCAUUGCAGUAAGACGAAGCCGAUUGAAUGCCAGUCAGCUGAAGAGGUGGAUGGCAGUCAAAGGCUGAGGGAGUCCCCUGAGGAAUCCUUAGAGAAAGAACCUGCUGGCGGAGGCCAAUCUGAUCAUCUGAAUAUUAUUGGUGCAGAUUGCCCCCGCCAUCAGCCUCUCGACCCUGAGAAAGGGCCCAUCUGUCAUCUGUGUGGCAUAACUUUCCCAACCCAGAUAAAACUGCGCAGGCACUUGAGAAGAUCGAAGCAUCUGAAAUAUUUGAGGUGUGAGGUUUGCGGAAAGAAAUUCAGUUCCAUAUCGUUGCUGCUGAACCAUCGUCUGAAAAUGGGUCAUACCUACGUGGCUAGAGAAACCCUCGACCUCACUCGUGUACCAGCUCAGACGUCAAAUCCAGUGGGAGUAGAACGCCCGGCUGAGAUGUCUAACAUUGUCCUAGGUCUACUAUCUGACGUCCAUAGGAGCGUUGAAGCAUGGGAUUCAGACCAACCGUCCAUACUGAAGGAGACAUCUAACUCGUCCACCCAAUCAGUGAGAUCAGCUGGUAUCAGCGUGCCCAACAUGUUGGAGAGAGUCAAGGGAGAAUUAGAAGACGUGGCUCCAGGGAAGAUUUCAGGUGUCUUUGAGUGCAAGACUUGUCAUAAGAUUUUCCAUCAUCAAUCUAAGUUUUGGGGCCAUUUGAGCUCGCACUCGAAUAAGAAGGGAGAGAUGGUACAUACGGCCCCGAGGAGUUUAAAGUGUCCCAGGAGCCUACCUGUUCCAGAUGGUGUGUAUGAGUGCGACGUCUGUCAUAAGAUUUUCCAUCAUCAGUCCAAGUAUUGGGGCCAUUUGAGCAUCCAUUCCAAUAAGAGAAAGAAAGGUCCAACAUCCAGUUCCCUACACGACCUUGAGUCUGAUAUGCUUAAUAGCAGGAUGGUGGAGGAGCCGAAGCCCAGUGUAAGGGAGCUAGUUAGUGGCAGUAACGGAGUUGAAGUCAAUCACACUGCAUGUGCCAAGCAGCAUGUUACAAAAAGUGUGUUUUGGAAGUUGCUGGACGACUCUUUACCACCAGAAGGUGCCAAUCAUGAAUCAGUGCCAUGUCGGGAAGAAGCAACCACCAGACCUCUUGCCCCGUGUACAAAAGAAGAGGCAGGAGACCGAGAGGCCAACACGGGCUUCCAGAGCCCUUUGGAGGUGAACUUCGGUCCUACUGGUUUUACUGAUGUGCCACAAGCCAAAUCGUCACCUCCUGUGCUUUCCUUACAUUCAGGCUCUCUAUUCAAUCAUGGUCUAUUAGAACAAAAGAUAGGGGAAGGUCAGAGGAUUAUCAAUGAUAUCAAUGAAGUAUCUGUGGGGAUAGAAACCAUUUGGAAACAGCUUAGUGAAAAAACACCGUCGAUGGACGUAGGGAAUGAAGCAUGUCCCGUGUGCCGCAAAGAUGAUGACCAACCCAGACACCUUAUAUGCGAUUGGUGUGAAAAGGAGUUUCAUCAAGGUUGUCUAAGUCCAGUUUUGCAUGAAGUCCCUGUGGAUUGGAUAUGUCCCUUUUGUCGAACUAGGGGUGCGCAGACUCUAUAGGAUAUCAACCGUGUUGGCCAUCAUCUUGUCGAUCUAAGGUGAGGAAGGGAAAUAUUUAUAUGCAGUAAUUACCCAACCAAAUACUGAUUUGGGUAAUACCAAAAGGAUAGCAAGGUUUUGCAGGUUUCGUUGAAUACUUCGUCUAGAGACCUCUCACAAAAUGCUGAGGAUACUAUGACGAACUGAUAGGAUUUUUGUUUCAUAUAUUCACCUCAUUGGUGAUUUUUUGUAUAUAGAUAGUUUGACUCCGUAGGUACAAAAAUGACUCACUUCGUCGUGAAGUGCUGAUAAUUUAUUGUAGGUCACGUUAGUGGUUGAAGCAGAAGGAUGGAAAGGGAAGAGGGAAGGCUAAUGUCUUGUCGGAAGAGAGAUGUAGGGGAGGACAAUAGAAAUGUAGAUUCAUGAGAAAAGUUUCUCAUCUUAGACUCACUGUCCAAUUUAUGGAAGUUGUCCUAAUUUUCAUAUUUGUUUCUCGCUUAUGAAUGUCCCAAUUAGUAUUAAAUACAGCCUGUGGUCAUCCUACCUAUCAUUAUUAAAAAAAAAAUCAAAUUAGAUUUAGAAUUGGUGUGUGUUCGGUUGUGUGCACUGAUGGAACGCAGAUUGUACAUUGAGCCAGUUUUGAGUGGACAAGCUAGGAGUGUAUCCGGGUAAGCCGACGUCUAAUUCCAAUCAGAGGUAUGUUCUACCAGGGCUACUUGAGACAGAAUUUCGACUUGGACUGCAAACUAGGAGUGUAUCCGGGUAAGCCGACGUCUAAUUCCAAUCAGAGGUAUGUUCUACCAGGGCUACUUGAGAGAGAAUUUCGACUUGGACUGCAAACCUGUCACAUGUAUAGCGCUUCUUCAAUGACGAAAAAUCUAAAUAUACCUGCCGAAUACUUAAUUUAUUGAUUUGUAUUAUACUUUUUUUUAAACUAGGUAUACGACAUUCCAUAUUCUCUUCCUAUUCUUAAUUACGUUUCUUUACUGACGAUAAGAGUGUGAAGGAGGAACUAUCAGUGGAAACCUGGAUGUAGUUCCUCAAGGGGAAUCUUAGAAUGACUUCAGGUUGUCUGUGUACUUAACGAAGGAGGAGGUGUGAUCAUUAAUUCAUGCAAGAAACGAGGUUAAAGGGAGUCAUGUUUCCACUUGAUUUGAUGAUUUGGAGACGGCGUUUGAUGUUUGUAUAAAGGGGGCUGAUCCCUACACCCUGCUGAUUUGCUUUUCCCUCCCUCCCACCCCCUUAUCUCAGCCCCUCCCUUUUAUUCUCACCACCUCCGUCUUUCUAAUUCCCCCGAUUCCUUGUACCGCCACGCCAUGAUCCCCCUCCCGAGGCUACUUACGACUAUGUCCAUGCCUUGAAGGCUGCGUGCGUACAGCAUGCUGCCACUCAUCUCUAUAGCGUCACCACCAAUCUUUUCCCACCCUUCCCAUCGUAGAAGCUGGGCCAGGGCGAGGCGUCAGGGAGGCAGGUAGCCGCAGGGGAAACGUAGAAAGGUGUCGGGAAAGGGGGAGGGUGGGAAAAGCAAAUCAGCAGGAUGGAAGGAUCAACCCCCUUGUAUAAAUUAGCAUUAUUGCCUGAUUAGGUAGCAACUAACUAGCAAAUAUCUAUUAGGAUCAAGCUAACUUUCAAUUUAUGGUAUCUCGAUCUUGAAGAAUAUCCUGGUAUAGCGUCUGGGUGACGAGGUAAGUUAUGACUUCUACCUUAAUCUUUGCUUUUGCCAAAUUCUAUCUGAAUGAUUUUGAUGAAUUGCAAAUUAGUUAGAGUUUUUCCAAUUUGUGGUUUGUCAUAAUUUAUGACGAGAGAUUACUCCUACCAACAGUCCCAUCAUAAUCUUGUAUUUGAGAAGGGGAUUAUUAAAUCCAACCCCGAGUUGUUAAAUUCACCCUGCGUCGCGGCAGUUGUCAUGGCAACAAGGAAAUAGAGGAACAUUUUUGUUGGCGAUACGGUUGUCGUGAUGAACUGGGUGGGUACCUUGCGGGUUUCGCGGCAGUUGUCAUGGCAACAAGGAGGAGACAGAGGAACGUUUUUGUUCGCGAUACGGUUGUGGGGAUGGACUGGAUGGAUACCUUGCGGGUUUCCUUUUAGUGCGUGCGACUGUUGUCCAGAACCGCAUUGGGAACAAGGCAGUAGCGUACACGACCGGUUUUAUUGGCACCAUGAGCAGUUAGGACUUUGCUGGCAAGGAUGCCCAGAUAAGAACCAGAAGCUGAAAGCGCCUCAAGAUCUUUAGGAAAACCUUUAAAUGCAUAGUAGGUGGUGUUUUUAAAGUAUUAAUCUCUCUAGUGGGAGGUAGAAGAGAAGGGCUUGGAAUAUGAUCUUCUGGUUUAGCCGGUCCAGUGCGUGUUCAAGUUCCGCAGCAGCGGCAGCAGAUUCCGGUGUUUCCUCCAUAUGCAUAUCAAGGAUCACCACUGACAGCAGCUUCAUAGGAGGGAAAAAAAACGAGAAAGAGAGGCCGGAACCUAUACUAGACACGACGAGAAGGAAUUUUACAUUUUGACAUGUCUUGUAUCCAUGACAACUGCCUUGUAUCCAACAACUGCCGCGAAGGGAUGAAAUUUAACAACUUGGGGUGAAUUUAACAAUACCCUUUGACAAUUACAUGUUGAUUGAUUGCUGAGUGAUUUAUAGGGUUUGAAGAGUCAGGG
Messenger RNA from Marchantia polymorpha subsp. ruderalis, 6279 nucleotides. The record is from the annotation of a GenBank genome assembly. NCBI's taxonomy places the organism in Eukaryota, Viridiplantae, Streptophyta, Marchantiopsida, Marchantiales, Marchantiaceae.